Molecule: messenger RNA, 726 nt
Organism: Naegleria lovaniensis
Lineage: Eukaryota; Heterolobosea; Eutetramitea; Acrasida; Naegleriidae
Exons: 3
Coding region: 1-726 (241 amino acids)
Cellular component (GO): cytosol; nucleus
Molecular function (GO): protein-N-terminal glutamine amidohydrolase activity; protein-N-terminal asparagine amidohydrolase activity
Source: RefSeq, a predicted model, not a curated record
AUGCAACAAGUGGUUUCUCUCGAUCCUCUCGCUCUUCAAGACAAGAAAACACAAUGCAUCUACACACAUUGUUAUUGUGAGGAAAAUAUUUGGAAAUUAUGUGAAAGGAUGAAAACAGAAAAUCCGUUGGAAUUGGAUAAUUGUUAUGCUAUAUUUCUUUCAUCGGAAAAAAGCGUACUGCCCAUGUGGUAUCAAAAGGAUAAUGGAGAGUUGAUUGUUUGGGAUUAUCAUGUCAUUCUUAUUCACAAAGGUUCCAAUUCUUCAUCAACAGUUUAUGACUUUGACACACGUCUUCCGUUUCCAACCUCCUUCUCGAACUAUGUGUUUCGAUCAUGGCUUGUCACAUAUCUUCUGCCAAAUCCUCCUAAAAGAUUAAUUUCAAUGAUUAAUGAUUUACUUUUCAGAAUCGUUCCAGCGAGAGAAUAUUUAGAAACUUUCAGUUCCGAUCGGUCGCAUAUGUGGAAUGCAGAAACAAAUUCGUAUUCUGCUCCACCUCCUUCCUAUCCAUGUAUUCAAGGUAAUACUUCGACUCGGAUGAAUUUGGAUGAUUUCAGAAUGAUGAAUCAAGGAAAGAAGGAACAAGUUUACACAUUGAAUGGAUUAUGUGAACUUUUUGGAAUGGGCUCUGUUCAAACGAUUUUGGAAGAACAUUGCAAACACUUGACAACAAGAAAAACUAGUAAUGACAAUGAUGAAGCCAAUGACGACGAAGAGAACUUGGAGUAA